AUGCAAUCUUACAAAGGAUCCGAUUUCCUAGAGGCAGGGACCUUGUCCCGCUCUCGCAGUACCAGUCUCUCCAGCGACUCGCAACACCCCCGAGUCAACCUCAUGUCGCCUCCCUCCGUUCGUCCAGCGCCGGCUUUCAUCUCCUCCUCCGCUGCCUCGGAGAUCAUCACUUCUGACCAAGAAUUCAACGCCGCCGAUUUUGCUCACGAGGAUGAGGAGACGGGUGCCGGCGCAAAUGCCCUGGUCACGCCCGCCGCACUCUCGUUGCUGAAUGGGUUCCUCGACAACCUUUUGUUCAAUAUCCUAGCUGGAUCCAAAUCGACCCAGCUCGCCUGUAUCCGACCAGCCCUUGCCGAUGUGCUAAAACCGCGACUAGCCUCGGAGGUCGUGGCCACUGCCGAUGAGGAGUUGAGCGAGUAUAUGGGAGGCGCGGAGGACGAGCAGACCGAAUUCCGAGGUGGUCACGAACCCGGCGGCGACUUCGAUCUCGUACGCUCAUGGAAGUUGACGCGUUUGCGCUGUAUGGUGUACACCCGGCUGGGUGACAUGGAAGAGGAGGACGAGGACGAGUUUAUUGCGCAAGAGGGCCUGGGAGAAAACGACGGAGCGCCCCGCAGGUUCACCAGUCAUGUCGACAACAUUACCCCGGCGGCCGCCAUAUUCCUGACCUCAAUUAUCGAACACAUUGGCGAGCGAGCCCUCGUUAUCGCGGGCGAGACGGCGCGGUCCCGACUAUCCGCGAAACUGAACGACGGACAGGACGACGAGACAGAUGAGGAUGAGGAUCGCAAGCGAAUCGACCGACUCGUGGUGGAAGAUUUGGAUAUGGAGAAAUUGGCUCUCAAUGCGACUCUCGGACGAUUGUGGCGCACGUGGAGGAAGCGCAGACGCAACACCACUCUUGCGCGAACCUUGUCCCGCGAAUCCUUCCGCCGCCGCGGGUACACGCAGAACCUCGCAAACAGCCGGAAAAGCAGCGUUGUGACCAUCGAGGAGCCCAUGACCCCUCAGGAACCGCUACCUGAAGAACUUCCUGCCCCUGUUGACCCUGCUACAGUUCCUCUGCCCAUUGGCGAUUGGGAUGUUCAGGAAAUCGAAGUUCCCGGUUUCUCCGCCGAGUUGGAGGGUGAAGUCCAGACUAUGGAGGCCGUGGUCGCGCAUAAGGUGCGACCGCGUAGUCUCAUGGUAUUUUGCUCUCCAUCUCUAGGACCCAGAUCCCCUGGUUCAACUGGUUCGCCCUUGAGCGCCGGUGCCAUUGACAAUAAGAGUCUCCGCCACGCCCGCUCAAGGUCCUUGCCAAAUGCGGCGGCCAGCCCACCACGCCAGACUUCCCAGAAGACCGAGCCUGCUGCGACAGCCGAUCAGCCGUCCCCUCGGACGUCGGAGGAGAAGAAGCAGCUCGAGACCAUGUAUGAGGAUGACGAAUCGGCGGAGUUUGUGGACGCUGCAGAGACCGCCCCUGGCACCGCGAUCACCACGUCACACGAAGAGGUCCUAGAGCAGUCUGCGGCAGAAUCUGCAGAGAAAGACAGAAUGUCUGUGGUACAGGAGGAGGAAGAGGAGCAACCGGCUCCGGCUGCUGUAUCUACUGCAGGUCCUCCCGUCAACGAGACUGUUGCGUCCUUGCGAUCUUGGGAGGACGACGAGGACGAGGCUGCGACCGAUCACAGCGCGCGCGUUUCGGUCGCAUCCCUAGAUGAUCGACCUGCCAAGGAUACGGAAGUGAUUGAGGGACAAGGAUUGUGCGAGAAGCCCAAAUUGACGUCGACGAUUCACCGACCAAGACGAAAGCCCAGCAAGGAUCCUGCCCUUCUUAAUGCAAAGCCGAUCAUUGCAGAGACUAGUGAGCCCGACGUGAAUCCCGUUGUUGAUACGCCGCCAGCCACGCAAGGGGUUGACUCCGCACCAACACCAUCUGGCGCCACCGUCGAGGCUAUCGAUUCUCCUCGCGAUCAAACCGAUGUUGAAGAUCGCGAUCAGCAUAUAUCAGUCACGACUUCCACGCCUGCGACCGCCCCUGUCAACGACGAAGUGAUGCUUGAGAAGCCCAGCGAGACGAUUGUCGAAGAACCAGUCGAUCCUACCGAAUCCACCGAAUCUGUGAUUGAAGAAUCUACCGUUCAAGAGGCAGCACCCGUCUCCGAGUCUCCACGCCCGGCAUCUGCUACGGGUAGCGAGCGAUCACAACGGUCCCGACGCCACAAGCCCAGUCCGCUCGUGGUCACACCAACCAACCGCACGUCCCCGAAACUUGAGCAACGAGCUGCUGUCCAGCGCAUGCCUCGUCCAAAUAACUCUGUUUCAUCUACAGUUCAGACCAAAACUCGUCGCUCAGAAAGUGUGAGCAGCGCUCGCGAUAGGCGUCCACUCACCGCUGGCUCCACUACCUCUCAAGUAUCCAGCAAACUAAAGGGUCUCAUGAAUCGACCUCAAGCCGAAUCUCCGUCGCUGCGUCUUCGUAGCUCGUCUGAGACGAGCCGGGCAUCCGGUAGCGCAGGCUCUAUCGAACAUGAUGCUACAGAUCUAGACAAGUUGAUCAACAGUGACGAGACUAUCCAUUUCACUCUGACUCCUCGGAGUGUGCGCGAGAUGCAUUUCCCAGAUAUUCCUCGACAGAUCCCGCGGUCAGACACUACGGACACGACUGACCUUGCCGAGUUCAUCAAGAAUACCGGGCCGCCUGGAGAGGAGCCUCUGCCGCGAACGUCCGUGUCUUCGAGAAACACCGCCGACGCGAAUGCCCUCGGACGCACCAAGUCCAUCGAGUCGCCCAAGCAUAUCCCCAUCGCUUCUCGCAUGACUCUGCCGCCAAAGUCUCCAGCCCGCGAAGUUGCCCGUACUGCAGGUACCCCAACGUCAGUUCGUGACAUGGUCGAGACCAAGAAAAUCUCCAGUCCUACCAGUUCUGUGCCGCAGGCUGGCUCCCCCGUUCGCCCUCCAUCCAGCUUCUCCACCAACACCAACAACACAAGUCGCUCUAACCCGAAUCGGCCCCGUCUCCAAGCACGUCCUGCCGAGACUCGAGGCUCGCAGACCUCGGAACUGAUCGAUUUCAUCCGCGAGGGCCCACCGCAGCCCGGUGCGCACCGUAUCCCUCGUACUGUUGCACCAUUCCGCAACACCAUCGACUCGGAUGAUAUUCACUUCGACUCCGCUACGGACAAGGACCACGGUAGCUCUUUCGCUAGUGGCUCUACUCCUAACAAAUCCAUGACAUCGCUUGGUUCAAGGACUGGCCUGCUGGAUUCCAGUAACCGCGCCAAUGGCCAGGCCAAGCCUACGCCGAUGAGCAGUGCAAUGGACGAUGACGACCGCCCCGUCCCUGUUCGCAAGCAACGUCGCAUCCCAGGCCGUGCCCCAGACCCGUACGCCAUUGACGAUGACGAUGAUGACGAUCUCCUGGAAGAGCUCAUCAACGCCAAGCCACCCAAACGGGAGGAAGAAAGUCUGAUCGACUUCCUGCGCAGCGCGCCUCCGCCAGACUUUGAGCAGCAACAACCCCAGCCGUUGAAUAUCUCCAUUCCCUCUAAACCCAACGGCACGGGCAUGAAGUCCCGACUCAUGCGCAGCUCCACCUCCGCUGACAAAGUCCCCUCCUCAAAAAUGUCUAUCAGCUCCCUCCGCUCACAGAGCACCCUCAACUCUCAACAUCAGCAGUCAUCCAACUACUCCUACAAGGUUGGCAUGGCACGCAACCCGGGUAUUCACCCAUCCACAACCAACCGACAAACGGAAACGUCUGCCCUAGCGGACUUCCUCCGCAACACCGGUCCCCCAGAGCCCCCUGUCGGGCGUGAUCUGGGUGCUAAGGGCAAGGAGGGCGGAUUGUCACGCUUCUUCAUUCGUCGCAAGAAGAUGGAGGCUUAA
Molecule: messenger RNA, 3867 nt
Organism: Penicillium cataractarum
Lineage: Eukaryota; Fungi; Ascomycota; Eurotiomycetes; Eurotiales; Aspergillaceae
Exons: 1
Coding region: 1-3867 (1288 amino acids)
Source: RefSeq, a predicted model, not a curated record